CACCAUCACUCAACUAUGUCAGCUACCGGUAAGUACGCUCUAAUCUUUGGCGCGUCGGGGAUAUCGGGUUGGUCCCUUAUGAACCAGACUCUCACGUAUCCGACUCCAACAACUUUCCGACGCAUAACUGGCCUGUGUAAUCGACCCUUGUCAAAGGAAGAUACACUCCUUCCCGAUGAUCGGCGCCUUAAUAUCGUGCCCGGGGUCGACCUGACCGAGUCAGUGGAGGCGGUCGUCGAUCAACUGAAGUCCAAAGUUGAGGGGAUAGAAACAGUUGAUAUCGUGUUCUUUUGCGCAUACAUUCAAACACGCGACUUCGAAUCCCUGAAAAAGUCCAACACUGAGCUUCUGCGCACCGCCAUCCUUGCCAUCAGUGCUGUCGCGCCCAACCUCGAGGCCGUUAUCCUGCAGACUGGCGGCAAAAGCUACGGACUGGAAUUUCCCAAAGAGAUCAACAUCCAGCCGCCUCUCCAUGAGCAAAUGCCUCGGAUCCCUGAGCCCUGGAGAAGCAACAUCUUCUACUACGACCAGUAUGAUCUCCUGAUGGAGCUGUCCAAGGGCGCCACGUGGACCUUUUCGGAAAUCCGACCUGAUGGCAUCGUGGGAUUUGCUCCCGGCCGGAAUACCAUGAAUAUGGGGUAUGGAAUCGCUUUCUAUCUAACUCUCUAUCGGGAGAUCUAUGGAGCCGGGGCAACCGUUUCGUUCCCUGGCAAGCCGCACGGAUACCGAUCUACACAUAGCGACACUUUUCAAGACAUCCUGUCAAAGAUGGAGAUAUUUGCCUCCCUGAACCGGGAUAAGUGUCCGAAUGGGUCAUCAUUUAACAGCGCGGACGGCGAGACGGUAUCCUGGGCGCAGGUAUGGCCUGGUAUUUGCUCCUACUUUGGCCUCGUUGGCACUGAACCCCGUGACGACCGGGUCAACAUGGAGGAAUUUGUGCGUGAGCACCGUCCUACUUGGGAUCGUUUGACGGAGAGACAUGGGUUGAAGAGAGGGAUUAUUGAGCACCAGAAUUGGGGACACACUCGGUUUAUGCUAGUUGAUUUUGAUUUCGACAGGGAAUUCUCCCUGGAGAACGCCCGUGCUGUUGGCUUUAGGGAGUCCAUCGCUACCAUCGAGGGAUACACAACGGCGUUUGAUCGCAUGGUCGAGGCGAAGAUCAUACCAACGUUUCAUUAG
Aspergillus bombycis is the source of this 1179-nucleotide messenger RNA. RefSeq names its product SDR family oxidoreductase. The record is from RefSeq and is a predicted model, not a curated record. The annotation marks the transcript as partial. Lineage: Eukaryota; Fungi; Ascomycota; Eurotiomycetes; Eurotiales; Aspergillaceae. The transcript is spliced from 2 exons.